This is a messenger RNA of Saccostrea cuccullata (small rock oyster), 2312 nucleotides long. Its product is annotated as toll-like receptor 2. Bases 172 to 2244 code for a protein of 690 amino acids. Gene Ontology annotation, molecular function: transmembrane signaling receptor activity. The record is from RefSeq and is a predicted model, not a curated record. Gene Ontology annotation, biological process: toll-like receptor signaling pathway; inflammatory response; immune response. NCBI's taxonomy places the organism in Eukaryota, Metazoa, Mollusca, Bivalvia, Ostreida, Ostreidae. The transcript has a single exon. Gene Ontology annotation, cellular component: plasma membrane.
CCACAUACCACUGUCAAUGUCCAUGAGGGAAGAUUAAUGAACACGGAGCUCUUCUUGCUUUUUCUCAUUGGAAUUCACUUAACGUGAUAAACAGUUUAUCUACCUUAACAAGGUGGAACAAAAUUCUAAUAAGUUACCUUGAGGCGACGUCAAUUACAACUGCUGAAAAAGAUGCAUUAUUUAGUGUCAUUUUUCUUCUUUGUAAUUGUUAUCGUAAUCAAAUUUGUGGCAUGUAUAGAAAAUUCAACGCCUCCUCAACAACGCAAGACAGAGAGUGUGAAAGAGAGUAACAAUUCGGAAUCGACAGUGGCUUCCUUGCCAACUGGAUGGGACGAUUUUUGUAUGGAGAAAACUGAAUACACUUCUACUGAAACGAUGUCUUUUAAGUGUACCAUUGACAGAAAUAACUCUGGACGAUGGAAUUAUGACGAAUUAAGGGAUCACAUUGCUUUGAAGAAACUGAAAUAUAAAUUUGAUAUCGAAUGUGAAAAUGGGGCUAAUAUUACAUUGAAAUGGCCUUUCAAAGCCAUAAAUCUCAUAGAAAUAAUAGUGCAGAACUGUCUGCUUGAAGACUUCUACGGUGACUAUGAAAAUAAAAUGCUGGCUACCUUUGCAGAUGAGCUGCAAUACCUUCGUCUGACAGAUGUCGUUGCUAUGGUGAGUAUAUUUGACCUAAUUUACCUGGCUGGUGAAAUAGUAAAUAUCACACAAGAUGCCAUGUGUGGAAAUGACGAGAGUCUCAUUGAACAUACAAUCAGCAAUUUAACGUAUAACUUUGGAGCCUCCACGGAGACGUUUUUCCAGAAUUUGUUAAACGAGACCACGGGUGAGCACAAUGUAGAAAAGGACCCCGUGUUGAACGAUGUUCCGAAAAUGUACAACGAGGUCCUUAGGGUGGAACAUGUAUGUAAUUAUAAACACCUGAGGAAGUAUGAAUACAGUAUUAACUCUUCUCCAGGCUCAUUCUUUAUUGACUUGGAAACAGAGAGAUCUAAAUAUCCAGUUCUGGAAAACUUGAACUUUUCUUUUACUCCUUUUGGAGAAAAGUAUCCGCUGGAUAAUUUGCUGAGGAACUGGGUUAGUAACUACCCUUCACUUCAGACCAUGGAUAUUUCUCACUGCAAUCUACAAGAGUUAAAUUUCAUCGGUUUUCUCGAUACCAUGAAAAGAAGAGAUGACAAGAUACUGCUUGUAAAUCUAACAAACAAUAGAAUAAAGGAAUUGAAAGUUUCAGUUCUUGAGACUAUAAUUGAUGAACACCGAUUGUUCUUAAAUUUUAGUCAGAAUCCUUUAAACUGUUCUUGUACGGAGGAUAUGAAGGAGCUCAUAAGAUUUAUUCAAGGAAGAGAGAAAUGGGCAUUAGAGAAGUACGCUAGAUACGCGUACAUCAGAGAAAUGGGAUGUUUCUUUCCUGAGUCUUUAAAGGGAACCCUUUUAAAGGACCUAUCUGAAUCAAUGUUGAUGUGUAAAAAUGACUUCACAUUUACAGAAACUAUUCUUCUAGAAGCUGUAAUUACCUUAAGUUUGUUUUCAAUAUUGCUAUUAGUGGUUAUUAUAAUAUUACUUGUGUUUCGAAGGGAAAUACGCAUUCUGACCUAUACGAGAUUUCACAUACUGUUGCCAUGCCAACCAGAGGAAGUAUUCGAAGAGAAAAAGUUCGAUGCUUUUGUUUCUUACAGCAAUCAGGACCACGACUGGGUCAGUGAUGUGUUUGAAAACAAUAAAUUAGAGGUACUAAAGGGCUUUAAAUUUUGUUUACAUCACAGGGACUUCAUGGCAGGUAAGACCAUAACAGAAAACAUCAUAGAUAGCAUUGAAAGCAGCAGACACACCAUUGUGAUCGUGUCGCGGCAUUUUCUGGACAGCAAUUACUGCCUCUAUGAAUUUGAAGAAGCUCUAAGACAGAGUUUAAGUGAAAAGAAGCGUCACUUGUUAGUGAUUUUAAUGGAGGAGAUAUCACAGAAUAAAAUGCCAAAAGUUUUGCAAGCCUGUUUAAAGACAUUCACCUUCAUUAAAAAAGAUGACAAAAUUUUUAUGGACAGAUUGAUUUAUUCUCUCUCCUAUAAAGGACGUGAUAGUGUGCGGAGCGGAUCAAAAUAUAACGCUGCCUAUGAAAAUAAGGCGUGUGACGAAACUAAAAAUCAGGAGAACAGUUUAACAUUUAAUAAGAACGUUAAUCAGAUUGGUUUUCCCCAAGGGAAUGUUGAUAAUGAGAAAAACAAACAUUAUAAUAUGUUUCCUUAAAGGUGCAUGGACACAGUUUGAAGUUAAUAUUUUCUAUAUAAUAUUACGACUUAUAUAUUUUAAUAGCA